Molecule: messenger RNA, 663 nt
Organism: Colletotrichum navitas
Lineage: Eukaryota; Fungi; Ascomycota; Sordariomycetes; Glomerellales; Glomerellaceae
Exons: 2
Coding region: 1-663 (220 amino acids)
Source: RefSeq, a predicted model, not a curated record
AUGUUCGACCACUACACAAUAGGAAUGCAGACGUUCAUUCCAGAAAUAUGCCAAUCGAACACCCGGGCUGCGGCGACUGGAACAUCGCCAUCCAUUGUCGCUGGUUUGUCCAUGGCCCCUUUGGAGGUUGAUGAGGAUUGCAACAUGGAUACCGCGUUAGACGAUAUGAAGGAAUACCAAGCAGUCGCCGACUGGAAGAGAGCACGACGCCAGCGUCACAGCCGAUUUGUCAACAAUCCGGACAAUGCCCCCGCCAUAGAGGCCCGCAUGAAAGAAAUGAUCUCACAAGAGUCGCAGUGCAACGUCCAUCCGGCCCUCUCCCUUCUGUCUUUGCCGUCGACUCUACCUACACAUCCGCACGUACCCAAGAUCGAGGCAGACGGCUUUCCCGAGACCGACUCAUCCGCGAGUUGCCUAGAAGUAGACGAGGACUUCUGCGACGAGAGUGAAGAAUUUCUUCUCAUGCAAAGAGCCUUGGUUGCCGACAAAAGAAGGUUGAUGGGCAGCACGCCCGAUUCUAUACGGAAGUUCGGACCUUUGAGAUAUAGGGGUUCGGCCGAAACGGCUCUUCGGUGUCACAAUGUUGUCAGACAGCGACCCAGGAUGCGGCGACGGAAAGGGCCAGGACCAACUCCGGAGCCUCGACCGGCACACAAGGCCUAA